Messenger RNA from Aspergillus steynii IBT 23096, 4127 nucleotides. RefSeq lists its product as uncharacterized. Lineage: Eukaryota; Fungi; Ascomycota; Eurotiomycetes; Eurotiales; Aspergillaceae. The coding region runs from base 305 to 4066 and encodes 1253 amino acids. The record is from RefSeq and is a predicted model, not a curated record. The transcript is spliced from 3 exons.
GUUCAACCAUUUGUCUAAUCUAUCAUGUAUUUCUAUGAUUAAUCUAAUACCCUCCUGCUGAUCUUUGCUUUCCUCAUUGGCCUUCUCGACCUGCAUCUGCCCUCCGCUGUCCGUUUCCUACCGCGUGGCCCACCCGCUGCUGAAAACCGACAACGCGACCGGUCCCGACUUGGAGCUCAAUUUUCGCGAAACGCAACGCAGCGAAUCCAUACUCUCAAUCCCCAAGCACCUAAUCACUGAUGCUGAGAUAGCAAAGGCCCAUUGAAGCUUACGGAGGAGCGCACAAGUCACCCAACAUUCCAUCAUGCGUCUCCACCUCGUCAUCCAGCGUCACGGCUUGCCGGUGACGCGCAUUCUUUGGACGACGGCGCCGCCCUCGCUUUUGGGCCAGACUGCCCCCGGGUCUUCGGCCGUUGUUCCUGCCGCCUCGUCUGCCAUCGCGUCCACGCGCACGCCGAAUGCGCUGUAUGCGAACGGCGGCUAUACCAUUGCGCAGCUCCUUGAGGAUGUCAAUGGUGUUAUUCCGCUGGAGACCGAGCCGACCUUGUUCGAUAGUGAGUGCAGUGGACAAUGGGGGCUGGAAGAUUACGUGGUGGAGGUGGCGGGCUCGGAGUGUCUGCAUUUUAUGGAAGUCGAGGGUCUCCUUCGGGAUGGAGACGAAGUUUUAAUACGAGCUCUUCAACUCUCUGACUUGCGCGCCCGACGCCUUUCCGGUCGACACCAAAUAUCCACCGAUGGCAGACAUCUGAUCGAUGGCGUGCCGUUCGGAAAGCCUUUUUUGAAAAGACCUACCUCGUCGAGACCCGCUAUCACGAUACCUCCGAGAAAGAAGAGACGUACGAGCCUGGUGAGCUGGGGCGAUGGGCCUGCUGGCUACGAGGAGGAGGACACAGAAUGGGCGCCAGGCGGGCGAGUCCGAUCAUUCAAAGAGCUUUCGGCCCUACGGGCUGGGAGUGGGUCCGAAAGCAAGCCUGACGAUGAUGAGUACGAAGAUGCUUUUCAGGACGACUACGAAGAUUUCCACCAAGUCCCCGAAGAUACCGGAGACGGCACGGUUAUUCGAUACAAUGUGGACCAGAACGAUGAUCAAGCCUCUGAAAGUGACGCCGACAUAUCUGACUUUGAUGCCGGGGAUUUGACGGAGGAAUUAAAGGACCUCAAAGAGGACACCGAGACAUCUGGUAUGCCUGAAUCUGAGAAAAAAGCAGAUGACGAACAGGCUGGUCACGGUGGCUACUCCUUGCGCAAAAGAACGAGUCUGCACCAGGCCCCAAGACCCUCUAUCCUGCAAAACGCUGGCAAGAAGAUUCCAGACGCCGAUGCUUCACGAAGAGAUUCCAAGGCGGUCAGGUUUGAGGGACAAAAAGAGCCAUCGCCGCCACCACCGUUGUUCCCUACUCAAAAGUCUCCAGUGACCAAACAGCCAGAAGAGGUAGAUUCCGCUGCGGUCCAAAAUUCUAGCAGCAGCAGCAGCAGCAGCUCAUCUUCGGAUGAAUCCAGCGAUUCCAGCUCGGAUAAUGACAAAAGCUCGUCGCCUUCGGAUUCCUCUGAUUCAGACUCUUCUGACUCGGAUUCCGACUCCAGCUCCGAUUCAGACGACUCGGCCUCAGAAUCCGAGCUCGAAGGUGUGUCUGGUCUAACUUCGAAGACCAACCCACCUGGUUUGGGCUCCGUGCGAACCAAAAAAAGCAACCAGCGCAACAAGAUGCGACGAAGGCUAGCAAAACUCAAGGAACUUGGCGCUCUACCGGCCGAGGCAGACUUUGCCGCUCUUCGAGAUCUGGAAGAAAAGCACGGAGGGUCGUAUCGUUUCCCUGCAGCUGCACCUAGCAGCAAAGAGAGCGAACAGACAGAAUUCGAAGCGAAGCGACAGAAGCUGCUUCGUGAUCUUGAAUCAGGAGGAAUCGACAUCACCGAAAAGGAGAACGUGCCCCCCGGAAGUGACAAAGAGAACAACCAAGUAAACAAUCAAGUGUCGGAGAAUGCCAAUGAAGCUAGUCCCGGAUCAAAGCGCCGCACGCUAGACGUUGCAAGCUCUCGACGACUGCUCUUCGGCUCUCUUGGAGUACGGACACCUCGGACCAAGGAGGACGAAGAAGCCACGCGGAAAAAGCUGGCCGGAAAAGUCAGAAACAAUGUUACCCAGAAAGUGGCCGCAGAAGAAGUACCUAUCGCGGACAUCGAAAGUGACUCGGAGGAGAACUGGGAAGACAAGUUACUCAUACGAGCCACCGAGUGCAUCUUUGAUGAUGUCGAGUUGACUGCGCCUCCUUUCCCCUUUGAGCAGCGUUGGGACGCCGAAGCUGGCGAUAUCAUUAGGCAGCGCAAGGGAUACGGCAAGAAACGGAAGAGAAAGCAGCGCAUUCAGGUGUACGACGGGCAAGAGGAGGAGGAAGAGUAUUAUGGUAAUGAUGACUAUUGGCCCGGAGAUGAAGACGGUCUAGAGCUCAACUACGACGACACGGAGCAGCCUAACCUCGACAUGGAAGGCGUGGAGCAGACCGGACAAGAGGAUACGGCGAAGUCAUCGGAAGAGACGGGCGACCUUCCUGAAAUCCCCGAUGAUCUGGCAUCGCUUGGGGAUCUGGUAGAAGGCGAUUUGAAAAAGGGCUCGGUCAUUGCCUUCAAGCAACUGGACAUGUCGAAAGCGACCAACUGGCAGCCUACCGUGUCUGAAUACCGAGUAGCCAGCAUCCAUGAGGUGUUUGAAGACCAAGUCCUCAAGCUUCAGCUGGCCAAGCGCGAUUGGAGGCAGCCGAAGGAGGUCGAAGAUGACGAGGACGAACCGGAGUAUAGCGGAUUCGAAAUGCCUGGGUUUGAUGACGACGAAGCGGAGGACGAUGGAUUUCGCGAAGUGUCGUUUUCGGAUCUCAUCGAUCCCAAGCUUCUCCGAGCGGCCAGUGCUGCAGGCGGCCCCGGAGAUGCCGAGAAAGCCAGCUUCUCUCCGCCAGAGCCGCCUCAACGGAGUCCAACGCCGGAUGCGAAAGCAGACGAGAAGGCACCUCCGGAAGACCGGCCAUUAACUCAAGAAGACCCCGACCCACUAACGAAGGACGCAGUCGACGCCGCAAGGGCCUCUGGCGAGGAUUCCAGCUUCGGCGUAAAAUCGCCGGAGUUUCACGGAUUCCAGUCCUCCGACGAGGAAUUGGGCUCGGCAUCACCGGGCCAUUCGCACAGUCCCCAAGCAAACCAUGAGGCCGGAGACGACGAUGAGGAUCCAAACUCUGGUGUUCGUCUUUCUGAACCGUCCACUCCACCUUCCACCGUGCCCCAGAAUCGGUCGGAGAACGAAGCAGCACCACUGCCAACGGGGUCGGGCCCGGACCUGGAGAUGAUCAGCAGCCCUGAAUCCUUCGAGUCCUUCAAUCGCCUGAUCGCGUCGCUCUUUGACAAUAAGGUCGGGAUCAAAAAGUCCCCAACUCCGGUCCCGAAAGCAGAGAAGGCAGCGGAGCAGAAGUCAAAGACAGAGCCCAACGGCGGGAAAGAACAAGAACAAGCACAAGACGAACCAGAAUCCGCAAGGCCGGCGUCUCGGUCAUCAGCAUGUUCGGUCGUUCCCAAUCCAUUCUACGAGGUCGACCGAGCGUACGAGGAGCAGCAACGACGCAAUUCUACGAAGACCAAGAACAGCCUCGGUGCCAAGGACGGUGAUACCACGAUGGAUUAUCUCUCGGCCAUCGAGUAUGCCUCCUCCCCGGCUUCGCGCCAGUCCCCGACCUCUGCUCAGCGGCCGUCAUCUCCAACUCAGCAGGAGGAGUCGCUCAUCAGCGCCGUACCCGAAACUCUUGUCGAGAAUCCUCCCGCGCCAGAGGACGACGCUCUACCGCCGCCAGAUUCCCAAAUGUCCUCUCAGGUGAUCGACUUGACCCAGUCCAGUCCUCUCGUUUCACCCGACGGGAGCGACGAGGACUUUGCCCGAUCCCAUCGCCUGCCUCGAGGGCCGGGGUGGGUGCAAAAGAACAUACCGCCGACUCGGAGAGUGACGCGCCAUUCGUUGGGGGGACGCAGGCGACUGGCCAGCAUCAGUCCUCCGGCUCCACGACGACGGGGGAAGAACAGGAGAUGAAUGAGAGAAGGCUAGUUGUGAUUGUAUUGUACUGUACAUAGAUAGCUCCACCGGAGUUCCA